GUCAUGGUUUGUAACCGCUGCCAUGGUGGAUUCAGAUGCUUGUAGCCUUCCUCCGUUCUGUCGGUCCCAGUUUGCAUCCAGAUCCUGCUCUGCAUCUGGACUCUGUAAGGAAAGGUGAUUGGAUCGGACCAAGGUCAGGACCAGGUUGGCGCAAACCCCCAUCCGGACAUGAGCUUCAGUGAAUGCUGAAAUGGACCCAGAAACUGGAACUGGUCCGAGGCUCCGGUCGGCCCUGGUUUUUGUCUCCAUCGUGUGUUCCGAGCAGACUGGGGUAUGGAGGAGCUAAUCCGGUCCGGGAGGCAGGACUAGCGGCCGACAGGGUAAUUCAUCAGGUUCCGUCCCGGUUCUGACCAUGGCAGCCAAAUCCGACGGGGUCCUGAAGAUGACGAGGAGCGACGUGGCCUUCACCCUUCUGCAAAACUCAGAGCACUCCGGCUCGGUGCAGGGGCUCCACCCAGGGGGAGCGGCGGACUCCGGGGGUACCGGGGACGGGGACCUGGUGAACGGAGAGUCGCGGUGCUGCGUCGGCCCCGCCUCGCGGUGCCUCCGCCCGGGCCAGCUGCUUCAGCAGUUCUCGGUGUGGGACUCUCUGUGGGUCGUGGCCGCAGUGGCCGUGUACCUGGCUGAUGUUGGAACCGACGUGUGGCUGUCCGUGGACUACUUCCUGCAGCGGGACUACUGGUGGUUCGGCCUGACGCUCUUCUUCGUGGUGCUGGGCUCGUUCUCGGUGCAGCUCUUCAGCUUCAGGUGGUUCGUGCAUGACUUCGGUACCGAGGACAGCGCCGAGUCCGCCGUGGACUGCUCCCAUGUGGACGGGAACAAGCUGCUCUCCGGCUCGGCCUCUCACGGGGACGUUACGGCUCCUCAGCAGCCGGCCACUCCGCAGAGGCAGGCCUCCACCGCCAGCAAAAACACCACCAACAAACCAUCCGUCUACUACUCCUUUUGCAUCUGGUUCGGCCAGUCCGUCAUCCACAUCCUGCAGCUGGGUCAGAUAUGGAGGAGCACCACAACUUCACCAUGAAACAACAAAUGG
Molecule: messenger RNA, 1036 nt
Organism: Nematolebias whitei (Rio pearlfish)
Lineage: Eukaryota; Metazoa; Chordata; Actinopteri; Cyprinodontiformes; Rivulidae
Product: XK-related protein 4
Exons: 2
Coding region: 353-1024 (223 amino acids)
Biological process (GO): phosphatidylserine exposure on apoptotic cell surface; apoptotic process involved in development; engulfment of apoptotic cell
Cellular component (GO): plasma membrane
Source: RefSeq, a predicted model, not a curated record